This is a messenger RNA of Peronospora matthiolae, 777 nucleotides long. NCBI's taxonomy places the organism in Eukaryota, Oomycota, Peronosporomycetes, Peronosporales, Peronosporaceae. The record is from the annotation of a GenBank genome assembly.
AUGUCUGGCAUAGCACAGGCGCGUCGUUCUCUCGCACCAGCUGGUCUACAGGCUCGGAACGUCCGUUCGUCAAGAGCCAAAGUGUCUGGACCUGCGAGCUCCGUGUACUUUCAUUCCGCAAUUUGCAGCCAAGGGUUCACUUCCAGUCCAGUCUCUUCCGCUCAGAUGCGCCCGCCUGGCAAGCUGCUACUUAGCGCAGCAGUCGCGCUGCUUGUACUUGGCGAUGCGGUUACCAGGACAACAGCGACGACGACGACGACUUGGAACGCCUCGUUGCGCGCUGCUGUCGAUACCGGUCGUAGCGAAGAACGGGGUUUCGUCCACGUGAAGCCCAAUCUCGACGAAGAGAGGAUGUUCACGCGAUUCUUUGCGUGGGUCAAGGGCUUGGGGUCCACUAGCCGGAGUUCAUCGGUCAAGGUACCCGAAAAGCCGCAAACAAUGACGAUAAUGGAACUUGCAAGCGAAUUGCAGAAGAAGAAGACGGUGAUGGGGAAGAAGUUGACGUCGGCGCAGAAGCGGGAGCGAAUAAAGCACGCACGGGGAUUAGUACGGGAUUUCAGUAAGUUAGCCCAUGUCAAACGCAGCAAGAUUCCAUCACAUCUAAAGAAGAUCAGCAAAGGAGGAGUGGAAUUUGAAGAUCAGAGAGCAGCUGUGUUUAAUGCGUGGCAAGCUCGUGGGAUAUCUGAUCUCGGCGCACUUAGGAAGGACCUACAAGAGGCAGGCGUCGAGAAAGCAGUAAUUGCAAACCUGGUAAAGCACUAUCAUGACCAUGUGUAA